CCUCGGUGUCUCUGCCUCUUUUAGGGCCCUGAUAUUACCGAACUUUCCCUCGUCUAUGAAUUAAUCUAUUACCCUACCUAUCCACCAGUAUGAGGUAUGUACAUACAACCAAAUUACCUUACUGCCACCCUAUCAGGAAGAACCCCGAUACUAGGUGCUAAGCACAGAGAUUAUGCCGCCGCUCCAUGAUUGGACGGAGAAACGCUAGUUGCGGUGACUUGACUUGCCCGACAUCACCGGUGAUAUCUGCAAAAGUGGAUCAUGAGUUUGAUAACAACGUUCGGUUCUUCAACUCUUCUAUUGUGUAAACUAGUAGUAGUAUGGAACAAUAUCCAGAUUUCGGAACGACCAUCCGGUCACAUUGGAUCCAAUGCAAAUGCCGAGCGGUGUUUGUUCGAUUGGGGGCUGUGAGAUCUUCGGUGAUAGUGGUGGUAGUAGUGUGUUUCUAGGACAAGUCCCUUUUUUUUUGCCUUUCAGUUUCUCUUUCCUUGGUCUUGUUUACGUGCGUCUCAACAUAUCCACGGGAUUAAGCCGAGGGCUCAGAUCACAACUGUCUGUGCAGAACUCAACCAUGGAAAACUCAGUCCGACAACAUGUAAUCUCCGUAUUUGAUAGGCACAAAGAAGAAGACAAUGAGGAAUCGCCCGAUCUGAAUGCAACGUCCUCGAUCUCCAUGCAGUGGAAAGCGGCCACAUGUCCCGACAUGGAUGACAAACGCUGGGGUGGAGCAACACUAAGCGGAAACUAACGCCGCUGUUGAGAACUUGAGAUUCGCUCUAACAAGCUCACUAG
Messenger RNA from Aspergillus caelatus, 792 nucleotides. RefSeq lists its product as uncharacterized. The coding region runs from base 371 to 748 and encodes 125 amino acids. Lineage: Eukaryota; Fungi; Ascomycota; Eurotiomycetes; Eurotiales; Aspergillaceae. The record is from RefSeq and is a predicted model, not a curated record. The transcript has 3 exons.